This is a messenger RNA of Nymphaea colorata (pocket water lily), 2800 nucleotides long. RefSeq names its product pentatricopeptide repeat-containing protein At1g15510, chloroplastic-like. Gene Ontology annotation, biological process: RNA modification. NCBI's taxonomy places the organism in Eukaryota, Viridiplantae, Streptophyta, Magnoliopsida, Nymphaeales, Nymphaeaceae. Bases 113 to 2245 code for a protein of 710 amino acids. Gene Ontology annotation, molecular function: zinc ion binding; RNA binding; protein binding. The record is from RefSeq and is a predicted model, not a curated record. The transcript has a single exon.
CUCCCUCUCCGUCUCUCUCUUCCGGAGAAUAGCAGCAUUGACGAAGAUGAGCUGAUGAAUUCCCUUCCUCCGCAUCACAUCGCCACUAUUUCAGUUUAUUCGUAGCGAUCAAAUGGCGUCCAACAUUCUGCUGCAGGUUCCAAGAAAAAUUUGGAAUUCGGAUUCCAAAGUGACCAAUGCCCAACAGAGAUCUAAUCCCUCAAGCUCACAAAGUUUCACGACCAAGCUUUCUUGUUUCCACUCUCUACUGCCGUCUUGCGCCACCCUCAAACAGCCCCGUUGUGAAGCCAAGCAAAUCCACGCCCAGAUAAUCGUCACUGGCCUGUAUCCUCGUCAUCAAGUUCUCCAAGCCAUCUUUGGUAGCUAUGUAAAAUCCGGGGAUCUGUCCUCUGCCCGCAGCCUAUUUGAUGAAAUGCCUGUGAAAAACACAUAUGUCUGGAACUUAAUGAUUCAAGCUUAUUCUGAUAAUGGGGACUCGUUAAGUGUCGUUCUUUUAUAUCGAAACAUGCUUGUUGAUGGUGCUUGUGCUGAUCAAUUUACUCUUCCUUGCGUUUUGAUGUCAUGCGUGUCCCUCGACGGUGGGGUUUCAUUGGGAAAACAGAUUCAUGGGCAUGUUUUCAAACUUGGGCUGCAUUCAGAUGUGUAUGUAGGCAACUCUUUGAUGAACAUGUAUGGGGAUUUCAAGAUGUUUGGUGAUGCAAGGAAUGUUUUUGGAUGUCUGCCUCUCAGGAACGUUGCUUGUUGGACCACACUUGGUCGGUUGCAUGUGGCAGAGGGCAGACCAAGAUUAGCGAUUGAAGUGUUUCAUCAAAUGGAACUUGAAGGAUGGGAGUUUGAUCCCGUGGCUGCCAUUACCAUGCUUGGUGCAUGCAGACAACUAGGAUCAGCUUACAAUGGGAGAAAAGUUCAUGAGCAUAUAAGGAGAACUGGUCUGGAAUCGGAUCUGAGAGUUGGCAAUUCUCUCGUGACGAUGUACAUUGACUGUGACAGUCUUGAUGAUGCACGCGCAGCUUUUGAUCAGAUUAAGUUUAAAAAUGUUGUGUCAUGGACGACAAUGCUUGGUGGAUACAUUAAAAAUGGCAGCUUCAACGAAGGGCUAAAACUCUUCAUGGAGAUGCAACUUGAGGGAAUCAGACCAGAUGCGCUAUCUAUUUCCAGUGUACUGCCUGCAUGUGGAAGGAUCACAGCAUGCACUAAUGGGCAAGAAAUCCACUGUUAUGCAAUUAAAAAUGGGUUUGACGCGCAGCUUGCAUUGAAGAAUGCCGUCAUUGACAUGUAUGUGAAGUCUGGGAGAAUUGACUAUGCAUCUAAAGUAUUUUCAACUAUGGCUACUAAGGAUGUGGUAUCCUGGACUGUGAUGAUUGCAGGUUAUAGCUUACAUGGUCAAGGAGAGCUAGGUAUUGAACUCUUCCAAGAGAUGAAGAAUACAAAUGUCCAGCCCGAUCAGAUUACUUAUACAGCUGUUCUUUGUGCUUGCUGUGUUGCACGCAGAGUGGAGGAAGGUCUUCAUUAUUUCAAAUGUAUUGCGACACCAAAAGUUGAACAUUGGGCUUGUGUGGUUUACCUUCUUUCUUGUGCUGGCAAAUUUGGAGAGGCUCAAGCUUUCAUUCAAGAUGCCCGAAUUGGAAAAUAUGCUUCUGUUCAAAGGGCUCUUCUCAAUGGGUGUAGGAUACAUGGAAAGAAGCAGUUGGGUAGGUGCAUAGCUGAGUUGCUAACUGAACUGGAAACAGAUCAUGCUGAUAACUAUGUUCUGUUGUCCAAUAUGUAUGCUGCUAUGGGGAAAACACAGUAUGAAUAUAAGUACAGGAAAAUGAUUACAGAUUUAGGUUUGAAGACGAGGAAGGCAUGUAGUUGGAUUAAAAUACGGAAUAAGGUGCACGCCUUUGGGGUUGGGGAUGUUUCUCACCCUAGAUCAGAGAGGAUCUACUGGGAAUUGCAGAGUUUAAUGAAAAAGAUGGAAGGGACUGGUUAUAAGCGUAAGAGCGACUUUUCCUUCCAUGAUGCGGACGAAGAGAGGGAAACCAUUCUUGUUGGCCACAGUGAGAUGCUGGCCAUAGGAUUUGGGCUAAUCAGUACAUCAGAAGGGGUAACUAUUCGCAUCACCAAGAACCAUAGAGUUUGUGCAGAUUGCCAUGCAGCUGCAAAGAUGAUGUCAAAGAUUUUGAAUCGAGAGAUCGUGCUCAAGGAUCCUCAAUGUUUUCACCAUUUUGUUGACGGUUCUUGUUCAUGCAGUGAUUUUUGGUGACCUGAGUUAACAUCAAAAGCUUCCAUGACGGUUCUUCAUCGCGAAGCAGUUUUUUGAUGAGUUGGGUUACAUAAAAAGGUUUACAUGGUUAAUAAUUCAAUCAGCAAUUGCAUAUAUUCCGGAAGGAAUUUUUUGUGCUGGCAUCGAAGCUGGUGUGGAUCAUGGAGAUGUCUGAAUAGAUAGGAAAAAGCUCAUGGAUGGUCAGGGGAAAACAAGUGAACCAUGGUCUUCAAACUUCACAAGCCCUUGCAGAAUUUGACGCAGAUAGCAAUGUAGCUGGCUUCAAGGGACGUUGUUGGUCGAGCAAACGAGCGUGUAAAAGGCAGUCGCCUGUUCGGUAGCCAUGGAUGCCACUGAAGCAGAAGGGUGUACGGUAGCCUACUCAGGCCCCACCUCAAAGGAGGUGGAAUGCAUUUUAGGCGGUGCGGUGACCUCCCGCUCACCGGGAGAUAUGAACGUACCUGGCUGCUUGGUCGGCUCAACUUCUGAUUUCAUGGAUUUCAGUCUUCGGUUCUGUUUUUUCCCAUUCAAUUUAUACCAAAGCGUCACAUUAGU